Molecule: messenger RNA, 1666 nt
Organism: Phragmites australis (common reed)
Lineage: Eukaryota; Viridiplantae; Streptophyta; Magnoliopsida; Poales; Poaceae
Product: GDSL esterase/lipase At5g45910-like
Exons: 5
Coding region: 255-1394 (379 amino acids)
Molecular function (GO): hydrolase activity, acting on ester bonds
Source: RefSeq, a predicted model, not a curated record
GAUCGUCAUCCUGAAGUAGUGGCACUGUUGUAGCCACACCUCAGCACCUGCAAACUCUGCGAGAAUCCAUUCCACCACCACCUCAUUCACUCCCUCGCUCCUGCUGCAGCAGCUGCAGCUAUAUAAAGCGAAGCAGAGCAACGCGCCACUCAAGCAAACAACUUUGCCCUCCUCUCUCUCUCUCUCUCCUCUCUCCUACCGCACAUGAUCGUUGGGCCGCGUCGCCACUAGCUAGCUGCCCGCCGACACCCGCAAUGGCCGCCGUCCCCGCGCAUUCGCCGCGGCUGCUUCCCCUGCUCGUCGUCGCAGCGCUGCUGUGCCUCUCGGCGGCGCCGCGAUGCGCCGGGGCCAGGAGCAAGAAGUCGUACAAAGCCAUCUUCAGCUUCGGCGACUCGCUGUCCGACGCGGGGAACCUCAUCGUCGACGGCACGCCCAAGGCGCUCACCACCGCGCGCCCGCCAUACGGGAUGACCUUCUUUGGCAAGCCCACCGGACGCUGCUCCAACGGCCGCCUCGUCGUCGACUUCCUCGCUGAGCAUUUCGGGCUGCCGCUGCCGCCGCCAUCGCAGGCGCACGGCAAGGACUUCAAGAAGGGUGCCAACUUCGCCAUCACCGGCGCGACGGCGCUGGAGUACUCCUUCUUCAAGGCGCAUGGCAUCGACCAGCGCAUCUGGAAUACUGGCUCCAUCAACACCCAGGUCGGCUGGCUCCAGAAGAUGAAGCCAUCCCUCUGCAAAUCGGAGCAAGAGUGCAAGGACUACUUCGGCAAGUCCCUUUUCGUGGUGGGGGAGUUUGGGGGCAAUGACUACAAUGCGCCGCUGUUCUCCGGUGUUGCAUUUUCUGAAGUGAAGACUUAUGUGCCUCUUGUUGCGAAGGCCAUCGCUAAUGGCGUCGAGAAAUUGAUCGAACUUGGGGCAAAAGACCUGUUGGUGCCCGGAGUUCUCCCGAUCGGGUGCUUCCCGCUGUACCUGACACUAUACAACACCAGCAACAAAGCGGACUACAAUGCCCGCACCGGGUGCCUCCGGAGGUACAACCGUCUCGCCUUCCACCACAACAGGGAGCUCAAGCAGCAGCUUGAUGAGCUGCAGAAGAAGUACCCGCAGACGAAAAUCAUGUAUGGCAAUUACUUCAAGGCUGCAAUGCAGUUUGUCGUCAGCCCUGGAAAAUUUGGUUUUAGCACAGCUUUGCAAGCUUGCUGCGGCGCUGGAGGGGAGGGCAACUACAACUUCAACCUGAAGAAGAAGUGCGGUGAGCAGGGUGCAAGCGUGUGCUCAAACCCGUCGGCGUAUGUGAGCUGGGACGGCAUCCACAUGACCGAAGCUGCAUACAGAAUGGUCGCCACUGGCUGGUUGAAUGGCCCUUACGCUGAACCCCCAAUUCUGAAGUCAUAAUUGAGAUGGUUAACAGUAUGUAACACUGCUGCUACGGCUAGAGUUAUAUAUGAGAAGUGCUUCAGGCACUGAAGAAGAGAUUAAGUUAUGAGUAAAGCUGCUUAGUUUUCUCAUUGGAAGAUUGUAUAAACUGUGCUGGUAUAGAUAUGUUCUAAACUGAAAAUGAAGCUGUAGUACAGAUGCACCGUGUAUGAUAUGUUUUCUGAUUCUUUUCAUUCGUCGAUCCUCGGGUAAUAAUCCGGAAUAAUAAGAAGAAAAUCAAAUUUAUUCAA